AUGAGUAGCGGUAUUGAAUCAAUUGGACCUCCAUCUUCAUCUAUACCAUCUUCAAUACCUACAUCCAUAUCUACGUCACUACCUUCAUCCGUACCUCCUGCUCAUUCAUCCAUAACUCCAACCACCAGAGAAUCAUCUAUUACUGUUGCCGUACGUGUAAGACCAUUCACAGAAUCAGAAGAAAUAAAUCUCAUCAAACAUGAUAACGAUACUUUCUUCCUUGGAGAUGGAUCCUUAAGUUCCAACGUAUCAGAUACCCCCUCUAAAAAAUCAUUAUUUUCCCCCAGAGGAAUCCGAAAUAUUCUUGAUGUAGCAGAUGAUAAAAUGUUAAUUUUUGAUCCUCCUGAAACUAAUCCUUUAAAUACCAUGCAAAGAAAUGCAUUUCCGAAUGGAGUCAAUGGAUCAUCAUCUCGUAUCAAAGAACAUAGGUUUGUAUUUGAUCGAUUGUUUGAUAUGCUGGCAUCUCAAACUGAUGUUUAUCAUCAUACCACUCGUCCUUUAUUAGAUAGUAUAUUAGAUGGAUUCAAUGCUACCGUUUUUGCCUAUGGUGCUACUGGAUGUGGGAAAACUCAUACUAUACUGGGGAAAUUAGAUGAUCCAGGAGUUAUCUUCUUAACUAUGAAGGAAUUAUAUCAAAGAAUUGAUGAUUUAAAUGAUUCUAAAAUUAUUGAUAUUAGUUUAUCAUAUCUUGAAAUUUAUAAUGAAACUAUUCGAGAUUUAUUAAAUCCUCAAAUUGAUCAUAAAAAAUUGAUUUUAAGAGAAGAUUCUCAAAAACGAAUAUCAGUAUCAAAUUUACUGAUUCAUAAACCUCAUAAUGUCGAAGAAGUUAUGGAAAUGAUUCUUAGAGGAAAUGAAAAUAGAACCAUAUCACCAACGGAAGCUAAUGCUACUUCAUCUCGAUCUCAUGCUGUAUUACAAAUCAAUGUGAUCCAAAAGAAUAGAACCGCAGAUUUAAAUGAAGAACAUACAUUUGCAACAUUAUCAAUUAUAGAUUUAGCUGGUAGUGAAAGAGCAGCAGCUACUAAAAAUAGAGGAAUUCGAUUAAAUGAAGGUGCCAAUAUAAAUAAAUCAUUAUUAGCUUUAGGGAAUUGUAUUAAUGCUCUUUGUGAUCCCAGAAGAAGAAAUCAUGUUCCAUAUCGAGAUUCAAAAUUAACCCGAUUAUUAAAGUUUUCAUUAGGAGGUAAUUGUAAAACGGUUAUGAUUGUUUGUGUAUCACCACUGUCACAACAUUAUGAUGAAACUUUAAAUACUUUAAAAUAUGCUAAUAGAGCUAAAGAAAUUAAAACUAAAUUAAUUCGAAAUUUACAUAAUUUAGAUCGUCAUGUGGGAUCAUAUUUAAAAAUGAUUACGGAACAAAAACAAGAAAUUAUAGAAUUAAGAUUAAGAGAAUCGAAAAUUGAAUCAUCAAUCAUUCAAAAACAAAAACUUAUAAAUGAAAAAUGUUUACAUGUAUUAUUAGAAAAUAUUGAAAUUAUAAAAACAUCAUUAAAUAAACAUCAAAAUGAAAAAUGGAAGAAAUAUUUCAUAUUAGCCAAACGGAAAUUAUUAAUUUCACAAAGAAUUCAAAUUGAAAUUUUAUUAUCAGGAUUCAAUAAUAUCAAUUUAAGUCUAGCUAAUUUAUGUGAACAAGUAUUAGUUAAGAUUGAUCAACAAAUUCCCGAAUUAGAAUCUCAAUAUGGUAAAUCGGAUGAUAUUGAUUAUAUCUUUAAUGAAACUAGUAAUCAAAUUUUAAAUCGAUUAAAAGAGUAUGAAGGUUGGUCUGAUUAUUAUUCUUUAAUUUUUCAAAAAUUUCUUGAUUCAUUACAUGAAUCAUUUGAUAGAGAGAUUUUAUUUAAUUCUUCGAUUCUUUUCGAUCAUUUGAUAUAUAAAUUAAAAGACUAUUCAUUCAUCCCGAAAGAGUUGACCCGUGCUAUAAAUAAUGAAGAUUCAAAUUCAAUCGAAACCCAUAUCUUAUCAUCAUUAGAAGAUUUAGUUAAUGGAGAAUUUGAUUCUGCUAUUGAAAAAUAUACUACUGAAUUCAUGCAACAAAAAUUAAAAGAUCAACAAGAUGAUGAUUUACAAAAUACACCACUCCCUAAUGAUUAUCAUGACAACCACAACAAUAAUAAUGAAAAACUUAUCCAUAAUGUCCCUAAUUUAUCUAAACCAAGAGAAGGUAAACGAGCUCCAUUAUCACCAUUAAGAGCAUCACCACCUAGGAAUUUCAAAAGGUCAAUUAGUAAAAAACCUAUAACUCCUAAAUUCUCCCCUCAUAGAUCAAAAGCGAGUAAGAAAGUUCGAUGGGAUAUACCUCGGAGUGAUACUAGUAUAUUAACUCAAGAUCAAGAACCAGGUGAAGUAACCAUGGAUGAUGAAGAGGAAGAUGAACAGGUUAAUAAUACAUCUACUUUAAAAAGUGAUUUUGAAGAUGAUUCUCCAUUAACGAAUACCAUUCUUAAUAGUAGUUUGUUAAAUGAUGAUCUUGAUGAUGAUGAAGGAAAUAAUACUACUAUGGAAUCACCACCUUUAUUAUCAAGUUCAAAGAUUAAUCCAAAUGGUAGUCUUAAUGAUAUUAAACCUCGAGCUCGGAUAUUUAGUAAUCGAAGAUUAUCGAUAAAUUUAAAUGAUCAUCAACCAUCCAGCUCAAGUAAAUUACCCUUACUUAAUAAAGGUGCAAGUAUAAAAUUACAAGAUACAAAUAAUAUACUAGAUGACUUACAUCCACCAUCAUUAAUCUCAAAUUCCUUACCUACAUCACCUAAGAAAUUAAUCAUAUCAGGGACUCCUACAAACGUUAUAAACCAUUUUCCUGUGAUUGAAUCGCGUAUAGGUGUUAAUAGUCAAGGCUCUGAUAAAGUAGAUUAA
This is a messenger RNA of Scheffersomyces coipomensis, 2844 nucleotides long. It is a transcript of the gene KIP3, whose product is annotated as tubulin-dependent ATPase. Gene Ontology annotation, cellular component: kinesin complex; mitotic spindle astral microtubule; mitotic spindle midzone. Gene Ontology annotation, molecular function: microtubule binding; ATP binding; ATP hydrolysis activity. Lineage: Eukaryota; Fungi; Ascomycota; Pichiomycetes; Serinales; Debaryomycetaceae. The transcript has a single exon. Bases 1 to 2844 code for a protein of 947 amino acids. The record is from RefSeq and is a predicted model, not a curated record. Gene Ontology annotation, biological process: mitotic sister chromatid segregation; microtubule-based movement; microtubule depolymerization.